AUAAACGCCGUCUCCACCGAGAAGAAAAGCCUCCGGCCGGCGGCAACAAUGUGUGGCCGCGACGACGACUGCUACCUGACGAGGGAUGAAGUCAAGUACCUCUUCAUCUGCUUCGGCGUCGUCGCGGUCGUGGUCCUCCUCGCCGUCCUCCUGGCCGCCUUCGUCUACCUCCGCCACGUCACCAUCACCGUCGAGGACGCCUCGCUCACCAGGUUCGACCUGCUCACCUCCCCGGUGACGGGGAUCGCCUACAACCUCUCGGUCACCCUCAAGGUCCGCAACCCCAACUGGGCGAUGAGCAUGAAGAACGUGGAGCCGUUCGUGGCCGCCUACCGGUUCGACGGCCAGCAGUUCGACCGCGUGCAGGUCGCCGCCACGGGCGACAAGCACCCCGCCGGCGCCACCAGGGUGUACCACCUCACCUCCUCGUCCAAAGGCGCCUUCGUGUCCCUGGGCAGCGCCGGCGAGCAGGAGUACAAGAAGGAGAGCAAGACGGGGACGUUCGACGUGGAGGUGGCGCUGACCCGCAAGGUGAGCUACACGGCGCGCUACACCAAGUGCAAGAUCGAGGCCGUGUGCCCGCUCAAGCUGCAGCUUGUCAAGCCGGACUCCACCACCGUCGUCUUCCAGAAGGUGACGUGCAAGCUCCAGAAGGCCGAGAAGAACUGCUAGCUAAUUACUCUACUGGUGUAUGCAUGCAUGGAUUGAUCAUGUUCGUGGUUUGUGUGGCCACGAUCAUCAUUAAUUACUUUUAUCAUUCCAUCACACCAUUUGCCCGUUCGUUUGGAAUUCA
This is a messenger RNA of Triticum dicoccoides, 793 nucleotides long. RefSeq lists its product as uncharacterized. Lineage: Eukaryota; Viridiplantae; Streptophyta; Magnoliopsida; Poales; Poaceae. Gene Ontology annotation, cellular component: plasmodesma; plasma membrane. The record is from RefSeq and is a predicted model, not a curated record. Gene Ontology annotation, biological process: defense response to other organism. Bases 49 to 672 code for a protein of 207 amino acids. The transcript has a single exon.